CAUUUUGAUUACGGGCGGCUUCAGCCCUGUCAGCUCAGGCUCCGAUGGGGCUAGGGGGGCUGCUGGUUCCCGCUCUGGGCUUGGCUGCCGCUUGGCUGCUGGGUCUGGGGUUCGAGCCCAGCUCCUGGCUGCCCCCGUCCUUCUCCGGGCGGGGCCGGCUGCUGAGCCCCGCCGAGCUCGCGCGUCACACGGGAGCGCCGGGCAGCCCCGGCCUUUACCUGGCGGUGCUGGGGCAGGUGUUCGACGUGCGGCGGGGGCACAAGCAUUACGGGCCGGGGGCGGCCUAUAGUGUCCUGACAGGGAAAGAUGCCUCCAGGGCUUUUGCCACAGGAGAUUUCACCAACACCGGACUUGUGGAUGAUGUUUCUGGGUUAUCUCCGUCAGAAAUAUUGACUAUACAAAACUGGCUCUCUUUCUACAGCGAGAACUACAUUUUCGUUGGCAAACUGGUAGGAAGAUUCUAUGAUGAAAAUGGGGCACCCACAAAAGCUCUGGAGCAGGCCAAGGCUGUCAUCGAAGAAGCGCUGAAGUUCAAGGAACAAAACAAUGAGAAGAAGCAGUUCCCAUCCUGUAACUCUGAAUGGAGCUCUGCCAGUGGCAGCAGAUUCUGGUGUUCCAAACAAAGUGGGGGAGUGAACAGAGACUGGAUUGGAGUCCCCAGGAAGCUGUACAAGCCCAGUUCCAGUGAUAGUCACUGUGUGUGUGUGAGAACUACUGGACCUCCCUCUGGACAAUUGGAUUCUACUGAGCACAGUGACAGAGGGGACUUGGACAAUCCUAACUUGCAAGAAUACAAGGGAUGCCAUCCACUAGCUGACUGGUGUGUGCUAAAAGAUUGAGUCAAUAACCAUGUUGGACUUGAUGCAUUUAUUGUCCUAAAAUGAAAUAGUUGAUUAGGUACAGUCAAAAAUGCAUGUUUUGAGCUUUACAAGGGAUUCUCUGAUAUACAAGACUGGGGCGACUCAGUCAGAAACAGGAAUCAGUUUGUAUAAAACUAUACUUGAGUAAAUGUAAAUACCAUGUUAAAGUGCCCGUAAAAACAAUGGAAAUGUGAUACAUGGAGAUAGCAUGGUAAGGAAAAUUUUAUGUUAAAAUGGAAAAUCCUCUUUGCCAAUAGCUGUUGCUGUAGCUUGUUGGUGCACUGGCACUUAAUUCUGGCAAGAAAAAAGGAUUUUUCUUCUGCAAUUGAGAAAUAGCUCUAUCUAUGGAAUGGUGCUGGUGGGAGUAAUGUCUGUGAAGUGAGCUCUAAGCUAGCACAGCACUACACUGUAGACCCAUUUUCACUUACCUGCAGCAUACAAAACAGCCCCCCUCUUCUCUACCAUCAUAACAUUGCUCCUUUUAUGGCAGAGUUGUGCUAAUACUGUACUCACUAAUCUGCACAUGCCACCAACUGGCUGAGAAAGGACUUAGCACAGUAGAGGCUUCCCUUACUUCUAGUUUUGCUAUUGAACAUUUACGCGUGUCAGAUAGGAUCCAGGACAGGAGGUGAUGCAGUAUCAGUGUUUCUACCAUUCUUUGGGUAUAGGAAACACUAAGGUAUACUCAGUCCCUUCUCUCUUAUCCUAUGACUUGCUAUUGCCAUAGUAUGUAGAAGCCAUGAGUCCUGUUCUAACUGAACAAUGAAAGUGAUCCACAGACAGGUAAUGGAUUUUAUUGCUAUAAUCAAUCUCUCCUCCUCCCUUACUUAUUUACUACCUCUACUUGUUGCACUCUCUCUCAUUAGAUUGUAAAGUCUUCGGAGUAGGAAUCAGGUCUUUGACAAGACCCACCCAUGUGUUACUCUAAUUUGCAAAAUCAAAUAGUGUUGUGUGUUGCCUAAAUACUAAUGCAAGCUAUUGGUAAAUGAAACUAUUUACAAAAGAGGAAGACUUCCUGAAGGUCUCCCUUGGCCAGUUCUGUUCCCCCUCCCCCCCAAAUGCUUAACUAGUGCAGGUCACUGUGUGACAGUGAGCACAAGAGAGCAAAGCUGUAUUCAAGAAUGCGCACUUAAGCGCUAUGCUGUGCACCCCCCACAAUUAGAGCUUGCACAGCAACAAACAUGAUCAUGGUUUAUAAAUUUAUUAACGUUUGUUUUUC
Chelonoidis abingdonii (Abingdon island giant tortoise) is the source of this 2079-nucleotide messenger RNA. RefSeq names its product cytochrome b5 domain containing 2 (gene CYB5D2). Gene Ontology annotation, cellular component: endomembrane system; membrane. Lineage: Eukaryota; Metazoa; Chordata; Testudines; Testudinidae. The record is from RefSeq and is a predicted model, not a curated record.